This is a messenger RNA of Sinocyclocheilus rhinocerous, 1020 nucleotides long. Its product is annotated as claudin-4-like. Gene Ontology annotation, cellular component: bicellular tight junction; membrane. The record is from RefSeq and is a predicted model, not a curated record. The transcript has 2 exons. Gene Ontology annotation, molecular function: structural molecule activity. The coding region runs from base 45 to 533 and encodes 162 amino acids. NCBI's taxonomy places the organism in Eukaryota, Metazoa, Chordata, Actinopteri, Cypriniformes, Cyprinidae.
AGCAAACACUUCCAAGCCAACGAAGCUGAGCAAACAAGAGAAAAAUGGUGUCUAUGUGUCGACAGAUCCUAGGCCUGUCCCUGGCCAUUAUUGGUUUCUUGGGAGCGAUUAUUAUUUGCGCCCUUCCCAUGUGGAAGAUGUCUGCGUUCAUUGGAGCCAACAUCGUGACAGCACAGAUCAUCUGGGAGGGCUUGUGGAUGAACUGUGUGGUCCAGAGCACAGGGCAGAUGCAGUGCAAAAUCUACGACUCGCUCUUGGCUUUACCUCAGGACUUGCAGGCUGCUCGGGCGCUUGUGAUCAUCGCCAUCAUUAUCUGCAUCUUUGGGCUCGUCCUGGGGAUUGCCGGUGGAAAAUGCACAAACUUUGUUGAGAGGGAAGACAGCAAGACAAAGGUGGCUAUCGCCAGUGGUGUGAUCUUCAUCAUCGCCGGAGUGUUGGUCCUGGUCCCCGUCUGCUGGUCACCUAAAGAGGACAACUACAACAUCAAGUACUCUCAGCCACGGUCCACUGCCAACAGCAGAGCCUACGUCUGACAGUAAUCAAGCAUGCAAAGACUUUUUACUUACAAAGACCCUUUUUUCGUAAAACCUCUUUAUUCCCAUCUCUGGAUUUUUUCCCCAAUGAGAAACGAAGGAAGGCCAGUGUCUGAUAUGGCAUAGUUUAUUUACUGAGAUUUUGUGCUGUGUUUCCACAGAUCACUGAAAGAGAAAGUGUGCAUUUAUGAUGAGAGGAAUCAAACUCAGGGAAGCGACGGAGAUCUGAAAUGUUAACUGUGUUUUUUGUUUUUUUUUAGAAACAAGCUGUUCUUGUAAUUUAUGUUUAAUAUGACAAUAUGAAUAGUUCCAUUAAUCAUUGUAGGUAUCUGACUGUUAAUAAAUUACAAAGGCCAUGGUUUUAUAAAAUGUGCAUUAACCUUCUACAUUUUUUCUAAACAUAAAUUAGCAUUUUUGCACAAAGAUGCCUUAAUCGGUACAUUUGUCUUACCGUUUGUUUAUUAAAAUAAAUGCUUCUGUAAAACAA